Messenger RNA from Pelobates fuscus (common spadefoot toad), 1172 nucleotides. RefSeq names its product cysteine and tyrosine rich 1 (gene CYYR1). The coding region runs from base 289 to 750 and encodes 153 amino acids. The record is from RefSeq and is a predicted model, not a curated record. The transcript has 4 exons. Lineage: Eukaryota; Metazoa; Chordata; Amphibia; Anura; Pelobatidae.
UGGAAGCAUCAGGAAAAGCUGUUGGAACACAAGAGGAAGGAGCAGGGAAUUCUAACAAACAAAGAAGGAAACACAUUUGGUGAUCUGAGGAAGGGGGGAUGUUCAGACACAACACUGAGAGGGUAGCUGCUGAUGAUGACAAGGAAAGGACACAGAUCUGAGAUAUUGCAUGUGUUAUCCAGAACUGGAUCACUUUAAACCCUGUCUGGGCUCAGCUGCAAGGGACGUGGUGAGACGUGAAGCAUCCUGACAGAGUAGCCAACUUCUCAGCUGGGUUCCAAAGUUUGGAUGGACUUUACAAGGUCUCACUGGCAUCCAAAGCUCCUCACAUUGCUCCUGCUUGCUGCACUCACAGAUAUUUGCAUCGCCUAUUGUGGAAUUGACUGCAAAGCAUAUUGCUGCGAUGGGACCCCACCGUACUGCUGUUCCUAUUACGCUUACAUUGGAAAUGUUCUAUCAGGCACAGCGAUAGCUGGCAUUGUGUUUGGCAUUGUAUUUAUCAUGGGAGUGAUUGCAGGAAUUGCAAUAUGUAUCUGUAUGUGUAUGAAGAAUACCAGAGGUACUCGGGUGGGCGUUAUACGAACCACACACAUCAACACCAUCAGUUCUUAUCCAGUGUCUCCACCACCAUACACCUAUGAAUAUGAGAUGGAAUAUCCUCUGGACCUUCCCCCACCAUACACUCCAACUCAACACAUUCCUAUGCAAUAUCCAUCACCGCCUCCAUACCCCGGACCAUCAAGGAAAUGAGACUCAGUAUGCUCAUAUAAUAUGAGAUGGCAACAUGUUUUAGUGUUCUGCAUAGAUAGAUUAAUUAGCAAUAUAGGGAUCUGUCCAGUUGAGCAUAUAGUGAAAAAUGAUCACAGUCUUCUAUUCCGUGCAAUAUAAAAAGGAAAGCCAACUAAAGCCUUAUGUCCUGAAGUCCUUGAAUCAAGUGUUUUGGACCAAUAUAAAAUAACCGUGCAUCCAAGUUGAUUGAGACGUAGACCAAAUAUGCGCCACCCUAUGAGGAAGUAAUUUAUUUUUCUGUGCAACGUGUUGGUGAGCAAGAGAUAGUUUAAUAAAUAAGGAUAUGUUGAAAAAGUAAAUAAAAAUUGCCAAAUACUUUGUUACUUGAUGUGAAUUGUGUAAACUAUAUAUACAUUCAUGAUAAAAAAAUGUAUACAUUUUUA